CCCAAAACCCCUUUUUCUUUUCAAUUCCUAUAUAUACUUAAUCAAAAACCCUCAAUACUCCUCUUCGUCUUUCGCUACUCAUUUCUCUCCUAAAACCCUAACUAAUUUCUCAAUCCGAUUACAAUGGAAUUCUGGGGUGCUGAAGUUAAGGUGGGUGAAACUGUUAAGGUUGACCCAAGUGAAUUUGAGGCAUGCAUUCACCUUUCUCAGGCUGCACUCGGAGAGACAAAGAAAGACAAACCUAGUGAUCCUGUCGUUCUUUUCUUGAAAGUUGGUGAUAAAAAGCUUGUUUUGGGAACCCUAAUCAAGGAUAAAAUUCCCCAGACAUCCCUUGAAUUGGUCUUGGACAAAGAUUUUGAGCUUUCUCACAAUUCAAAAUCGGCUAGUGUCCAUUUCUGCGGAUACAAAGCAUAUUAUCCCGGUGAAGAUAGUGAUGAAGAUGACUUUACUGAUAGUGAAGAUGAUAUUCCCUUGGCUAAUGAAGAGAAUGGUAAACUCGAAACAAAAGUUGAAGGUUUAAAGGUAUCUGCAGCCAAAAAUGCUGUACCAGUUAAGAGCGGUGGACCUGCAAAACAAGUAAAGGUUGUUGAUCCAAAGAAAGACGAAGAUUCUGAUGAAGAUGAGGAAAUUGCAAGCUCUGAUGAAGAGAUGGAUGAUGCUGAUAGCGAUGAUGAUGAGGAGGAUGACAGUGAUGAAGAUGCUGAGGAAGAGACUCCUGUGAAGAAGGUGGACCAAGGAAAGAAGAGGCCCAACGAAUCUGCUUCAAAAACUCCGGUUUCUAAUAAGAAAUCAAAAAAUGCCACCCCUGAAAAGACUGAUGGCAAGAAAUCUGGACAUGCUGCUACUCCUCACCCUAAGAAAGGUGCAAAGACUCCCAACAGUGAAUCUAAGUCUCCCAAGUCUGGAGGACAUCUCUCUUGCAAAAGCUGCAGCAAGACUUUCAACUCCGAAACUGGACUCCUACAACACAGUAAGGCUAAGCAUGGUGGUCAGUGAGAUAUUGCUGUGUUUUGGUAAUUUGGUAGCUAUUUGUAUCUUUUUCGUGAGUAUGUUAAGGACAGUUUUGGAAUUUGCUAGAGGCAUUGAUUAUUGCGUAACGUUAUGCUGAGUAAAAUGUUACUGCAUUUCUGUAUGGAUUCUGUAUGGAAUGAAGUGAGAUUGUUUUGCCUAUUAUCAAUUUAAAAAGUUAAUUAUUAUUAA
Cicer arietinum (chickpea) is the source of this 1200-nucleotide messenger RNA. Its product is annotated as histone deacetylase HDT1. The record is from RefSeq and is a predicted model, not a curated record. NCBI's taxonomy places the organism in Eukaryota, Viridiplantae, Streptophyta, Magnoliopsida, Fabales, Fabaceae.